This is a messenger RNA of Tetranychus urticae (two-spotted spider mite), 3943 nucleotides long. NCBI's taxonomy places the organism in Eukaryota, Metazoa, Arthropoda, Arachnida, Trombidiformes, Tetranychidae. The record is from RefSeq and is a predicted model, not a curated record.
ACAAUUCAUCUGAACCUCUCAUCAAAACGAGAAAUCAUUGAUGUUGCUUUUCAUUUCAUCUCAACCUCGUAAACCAAUGAGAAAUAAUGUCUUUUUGAAUUGAGAUGGCGCUCAGAUAAUCUUUGUUAAAUGUGUAAUUGGUCUCAAUAUAUGUUAUUUGAUCAACAGUUGUCCAUCAAAUGAAAUCAAAUUUAAUGAAUAACUCGUCUUGACCAAUCCUGUUACCAGUUUUCUCUACGCAUAAGAUCAUCCUUUACCAUCUUUAUUCAUCAUCCAUCCUGAUCAUCAACAAUCAGUGUCUCAAGUUCAACUACUAUGCCAUUUCGUUUUCUUACUCAAUAAAAGACCGAUAUUUCACCUCAUCUUUAACAAUACAAAUUAAAAAUGGAUAACAGUGUGCAAAUAAAUAUCAACAACUUUGAUGGUCUCAAGAAAUGCUGCUUAAUGAUUCGUGGUAUGACAUGUGCUUCCUGUGUCGAACAUAUUGAAAAAUGUGUCAAAAAACUACCAGGUGUUCAUGGUAUUCUUGUAUCGCUUUUGGCUGGAAAAGCAGAAGUUAAAUAUGACCCAAGCUUGACAAAACCGGAAAGUAUUUCCGAUUACAUAGAUGAUUUAGGAUAUCCCACCGAAGUUAACCAUGAUUAUAAUGAGAAUUCUUCCGACUGUGAGAUAACCUUUAUUAUCAAAGGAAUGGCUGCCAAAGAUUUGGAAACAAUUGAAAAUCAUUUUAGAAACAUUAUUGGAAUAAAAUCAGUUGCCCUUUUUUCAUCUACCUCUAAAGCAAAGUUCAAAUAUGAUGCUGAAUUGAUCGGACCUCGUAACAUUGCUGAUGAGCUUCGUAAACAGGGUUACAUAUCACAAGCGUGUCAAGACUAUUGGGUAUCAAUUAACAUGGCCUUAUUGAAUCAAAGAGAAGAAGUACGAAAAUGGAGAAACUCAUUCUUUUUCAACCUCUUUUUCGGAUUACCCUCUUUGGCAGUUAUGAUGUACUAUAUGCUCCUAAUGUCCCACAAGAAAUCACCGCACCUUUCGAUGUGCUGUGUUAUUAAUGGUCUUAGUUUGGAAAAUUUACUCCUCUUCAUUCUGGUCACACCUUGCCAAUUUUUCGGUGGACGAUAUUUUUAUGUCCAAUCUUACAAAGCAAUCAAACACCGAACAGCCAAUAUGGAUGUUCUUAUAAUGUUGGCCACAACUAUUGCUUACUUUUACUCAGUCAUUAUUUUAGUUAUAUUUAUAAUGCGUGAUAUUGACCACAGUCCAAAAACUUUUUUUGAAACCUCGCCCAUGUUACUUAUUUUUGUCUCUCUGGGUCGAUGGUUGGAACAUAUUGCCAAGGGUAAAACAAGUGAAGCUUUAACCAAACUUAUGAGCUUACAACCUAAUGAAGCUUGUCUAGUUGAAUGGGAUAUUAAAGAGUCCCGAGUUUUAUCCGAACAAAUUAUUGACGUUCAAUUGGUCCAACGUGGGGAUUACUUGAAAGUUGUUCCUGGAAGUAAAAUACCAGUCGAUGGUAAAGUGGUUCACGGUCAGUCGAUGACUGAUGAAUCUCUGAUUACUGGUGAAUCAAUGCCGGUGCCUAAAUCGGUCGGGUCAACAGUUAUUGGUGGCUCUAUCAAUCAAAAGGGAACAUUGGUCUUAACAGCAACACAUGUGGGCAGAGACACUACAUUGUCACAAAUUGUUCGUCUGGUUGAAGAGGCACAAACCAAUAAAGCACCCAUUCAACAACUUGCCGAUAAAAUAGCAAGUCUCUUUGUUCCGGCUAUCAUGUUAAUUUCAAUUAUUACUCUAGCUGCAUGGUUACUUUAUGGCCAUUUUACUGAAGCUACACUUAUUUUUGAUAACUAUCGAGGGAAAGAAGGAGAUAUGUCAAAAACUGAAAUUAUCAAUGUAUAUGCCUUUGAAUGUGCGUUGGCUGUUCUUUCUAUUGCUUGUCCUUGUGCCUUGGGUCUAGCAACACCAACUGCUGUCAUGGUAGGAACUGGAGUUGGUGCUCUUAAUGGUAUCCUGAUAAAAGGAGCGGAACCACUUGAACUUGCUCACAAAUUGAAAUGUAUUAUUUUUGACAAGACGGGUACAAUAACCCAAGGAGUACCCAGCGUUAGCAAAAUUUGUCUCUUCAUGGAAAAUUUAUUCACACACAAAGUAAACCUUAACUCAGAUGAUUUUCAAAAGAAAUUGAAAGAACUUCUUUUACUGAUUGGAACAGCUGAGGCUCACUCAGAACACCCUAUUGCUCAUGCAAUUUGUGCAUAUGUUAAACGAGUUACCGGAUUAGAUGGAGUAGCCAAAGAUCAAGAUCAAGGAUGGGGUAAAAUUGAUAAAUUUGUUGCUUUACCAGGUCUUGGACUUUCAUGUAAAGUCACUCAUAUUGCCAAAAGUCUCGAGAAAGGCCUUAGUUGUGAAAUAAUGGCAUCUGACCCCACUGCUAAAUCUUUUAUACUUAAUGGUGUUACACUUGAAUUGAUUGGUAACUCAACUAGCUCUUCAAGUCUGGUUAAUCUCUCUGAUAACAAUGAAUCGCCUGUGAUACAUGAACCUGAUUCGUAUCAAUUAUUAAUCGGUAAUCGAGAAUGGAUGGAACGAAAUUGCUUACAAGUUAAACCUGAAAUGGAAAGAGAAAUGGUUUGUGAAGAGGAAAUCGGCAGCACAGCAGUACUAAUUGCUAUUAAUAAUACAAUAUGGGCGGCUGUUUCAGUUCGUGACCAUGUUAAAGCCGAGGCCAGUCUAGCUGUUAAGACACUUUAUCUCAUGGGACUAGAUGUUAUUUUGAUGACAGGAGAUAAUGCUAAAACUGCUGAAUCGGUUGCAAAACAAACGGGAAUCAAAAGAGUUUUCGCUGAAGUGUUACCAUCCCAUAAAGUGAAAAAAAUUGAACAACUUCAGAAAAAAGGUUACAUUGUAGCCAUGGUUGGUGAUGGUGUUAAUGAUUCACCUGCUUUAGCUCAAGCUGAUGUUGGAAUAGCGAUUGCAAAUGGUACUGACGUUGCUGUGGAGGCAGCCGAUGUUAUUUUAGUCAAAAACAAUUUAUUAGAUGUUGUCGUUGCCAUUGAUUUGUCCAAAAAAACUGUCCAACGUAUCAAGUUGAACUUCUUCCUCGCAUGUAUUUAUAAUCUUAUUGGAAUACCUUUAGCGGCUGGUAUUUUCUCUGAAUUCGGACUUGUAAUUAAACCAUGGAUGGGAUCAAUGGCUAUGGCUGCUUCAUCAGUCUCUGUUGUCACCUCUUCAUUAUUACUUAAACUUUACCGCAAGCCUGAUUUCAUGCGGAUCGAAGCAAAAUACGAGAAAAAAAGAGCUGCACGCUCUGGGGUGGCCGCAAUUAUCGGACCUGAUGUAUCUUUCGUUAAUGUUCAAAAAGGUCUCGAAGAUAGCCAUUGUAUUACUCAACGGGAUGUUAAUGGUUCAUCAAGAGCAAUGAAUUUAAACAGAGCAGUUAUUGAAAUGUUACCCAAAACACAAAAGUCAUCCAUUAAUAGCAUUAAAGGCAGUGCAAAGGAAAGAGAACCUCUAGUUUAGUUGAAUGUCUUAUUUUUGUAAAUGUGAUCGAGUUUAGCGAAUCCAAGCCUUUUUUGUUAACAUAACUUUUUGCCGAUUUUCGUCGCUACUAUGGAAGUACCAGAAAAAAAAUUCACCAACAAUUAUUACUACUUCCAUCGAGUAGCACAAAAAUUUAAAUUUGUUUGAUAUCAUCUUUAGUAUUGCUCAUUAACGGUUGAGUUUCAAUUUUAUCAAAUUGAAUUUGAUUUAAAUGAAAUUGCUCCAAUGCUAAAAAGUUAACCCAAAUUUUUGUAUUGUAAUUCCAUUUCAUUUUAUUAUCAUCUUGAUAAUUGCGACUUUUGCUUAUCAGAUCAGUACAUAUUUAUUUAUAUCUUGUUGCCAUUCUCAUUGACUCGCUGUUUAUCUUUGUGUAUCAAAUGAAAAAUAAAAGCAGAGAAAAAUAUUG